CUAGAUAACACAGACACAAAGUCAACCUGGGCUAUAUCGUAAAAAUGUAUGAAAAAAAUUGGUUUUUGAUCUUAAUUUAAGGGUAGGUUUAGAUGUGGUUAAUGUUAGGGUUACAUUUAAGAAGAGAAAUUGUAAAAAUAGGCGGGGUUUAGGACUUUGUGGCUGUGGUAACUAGUGACGACUCAUUCUCUUCUAAUGUCAGUCAGAGAAUGAUUUUCUCUGCUCCGAAAUCUGCAGAAUAAAAAGCGCAUGUUGUCGGUCAGCCUGGAAGAAAACUAAACGAGCAUACCUUGUCAUGAGUGUUUUCUGUCGCUUUCUCUCGAGAGGACUUCUCUGCGGACGGGCAACAUGUCGGUUUGUAACCGGACAGCAGGAUUUCAGCGGUGGCGGGCUGCGGAUGGCUCCGGCGGUUGGCUCGACCAGCCCUGUGAACCUAACCUAUGACGUGUUUGACGGGACAGGGGACGGCACCCCCCUGGUGUUCCUCCAUGGGCUGUUUGGCAGCAAGUCCAACUUCCACUCUAUAGCCAAGUCCCUGGUGCAGAGGACAGGCCGAAAGGUGCUGACGGUCGACGCCCGUAACCACGGUACCAGCACACACAGCGCCGAUCUGACCUAUGAGGCGAUGACCAAUGACUUGACGCACUUGCUCGCCCAGCUGCACAUCGGGAAGUGCGUCCUGAUUGGCCACAGCAUGGGGGGCAAGGUCGCCAUGACUACGGCCCUGUUGCAGCCUGGCCUGGUGGAGAGGUUGGUGGUGGUGGACAUCAGUCCAGCCCAGACCACCACCCGUACCAACUUCCACUCCUACAUCCAGGCCAUGAAGGAUGUGAAGAUCUCUAGCGACAUCCCUCGCUCGACCGCCCGCCGCAUGGCCGAGGACCAGCUACGCAAACUGGUCAAGGAGCGCUCAGUGCGCCAGUUCCUGCUGACCAACCUGGUGGAGCAGAACGGACACUACGCCUGGAGAGUCAACCUGGACGCCAUCGCCGCACACCUUGAUGACAUCAUGAGCUUCCCUACCUUCGAAACCACAUACGAGGGCCCCACCCUCUUCCUGGGCGGAGCCAGUUCUGCCUACAUUAGUUCUGAGGACUAUCCAGAGAUCCAGCGGUUGUUCCCCUGUGCAGACAUCCAGUACAUCCCAGACGCCAGCCACUGGAUCCACGCAGACAAACCCCUGGACUUCAUCAGCUCCAUCAGCUCCUUCCUGCAGCCCUAACUUACCCUGUUCACCCACCUAAUUACUAACCCUACCCUGCUCCAACCCUCUCCACCCACCACCACCUAAUUACAGGACAACCGCUGGCCUUUAACAUUAUUCACACUUGUACGGCACAGCACAAAGCCACUGUUAUCCAAUGGCGGAAAAGAACAAGCUCCAAAGGGCAUGCUGUGUUGCGAAGGCUCUGAGGGUGUCUGUCACUGCUGUUGCCUGCACUCAUCAAAGUUCAAAUAAUUGUUUGACCUUUCCAACGCAUGUGCGUGGUGUUCUCGCUGUGAGCAAAACGCCUUGUGCGAAUAAUGUGAAAGGCCUGUUAGGCUCCGCCCACUCACACUGGGGUCCACCUCUUAAAACAGCCAGUAGGUAGAGCUUCAAACCAGAGGAGGCACAGCCAUCUUAGUAGACAAUGCUAAUAUUGCUAACCCUGGACCAAACUCACUUUCUUUCCAUGCUGUUUAUCUUGCGCUUAAAGGAGCUGUAUGGAAAAUGCCCUUAAUAUAUCUAUAGUAAUAGUGGAAUGAUAGUGUUUCAUCAUAUUUUCUUCCCCAAAAAAGGUUAUUGGGCUCACACAAAAUUGCAUUCUAAUGGUGCAGCCUUCUUAUUGGUCAACAAAAGAUGGACCAUCUCUUGUGAAAUUGACAACGAGUUACAUAUAGCUCCUUUAACCGCCAUAUUGUAAUACAAUCAAGGAUUUGUGUAAAUGUAUUACCAUACUUAAUAGGUAUGUAAAUAGUAAGAAAAGUAGGUAGUUGGGUAGUCAGAGGUUGAGAUUAUAUUUAAAGUAGAUAGAUUGACAGUUUGUUUUUAAAUGAGGGAGUUGUUUUAGGUAUGAGUUACUAAUCCAAAGAUCCUCUCGUCAUUGUUGCACAGUACCAUUCUACUCUAAUCAGGUUGAUGUAAAUCAGCAUUGAGGAAAGGCUUCGAGCCAGGUCUUAUAUAGUCUAGUCUGGACAUGUUCUGUAUGCAUCUGGCUAUGUCUCAAAUGGCACCCUGUAUCACAUAUAGUGCACUAGUUAAAGAUGCACUAUGCGGAAACUGCUGUGCCAUUUCCUGGUUGCAAAAAUCCUAAUAGUUUGCCUAAUUUGAGUUUGUGACAAACAGAAAAGUAUAGUGUAGAGAAUCAUUGUACCAUCUCAACUGCUGUGAAAUAUUUUUUCCAUAACCUAAAAUAUUGUAUUUUUUUAGCUGUUUGAAACUGGUGUACAAAUCUGAAAGUAAAAGAUGCAAAAACGUAACUUAAGCACGGGGAGCAUAGAAAUAGAGCACAUAGAACAGAUCUACCACUUAGACUUGCUUUCAAUUAGAAUGACAGAUCUAUAACUCACAUUUUUAUGUGAAUUCUGUCAUGUCGCCCAAAAAUUUACAUAUUGCAGCUUUAAAAGCAGUGCACUAUGUAGGGGAUAGGGUGUCAUAAUAGCCUUAAUAUAGUGCACUAUGUAGUCCAGGGAUGUCAAACUCAUUCAACUGAGUGCCGUGUGUCUGCAGGUUAAGACCUAGACAACCAGGUGAGUGGCGUUCCUUACUAAUUAAUGACCUUAAUUCAUCAAUCAAGUACAAAGGAGGAGUGGCCCUAUGUGGAACGAGUUUGACACGUGUGACGUAGUGAAACAAGGAAAUAGGGUGUCUAAUUUGAGACAAUGCCUGACAUGCAUCGCAGCUCUAACCCUACAGUAUGGGGAAUAUGGUGUGAUCUGUAAAGCAGCCAGACUGUGUGUCUCUGGGAUGGGUAGACUAGAGGGGUGAUUCAGCAGGGAGCUUGGCAGAACAGGAGGGUUGGCGAUAUAAUCUCAUUCUAGUUCUGUGGUUGGAACCCUGGUUCAUAAUACUGACAGUGAAGCCUGGCCUGAAGACGAGCCAAGCGGAGAGAAUGUAAAGCACAGCUAAAGCAUUAUUUACAAAGCAUCUCGGAGUAGGAGUACUGAUCUAGGAUCGGUGUGCACCUGUUUUUGCCUGAUGACUCAAAUUGAAUUAUUCCGCUGCUCUAUCGUUCGCUACAUACUUCAGUCUGACUGCCAUCAUUAACCAGGCAUGUUUCCAUCCAACCUUUUUUUAUGCGAGUAAAGUACAUGUUAGGUAAAAAAUGCCACGAUAGCCUUGAUGGAAAAUGCAAAUUUGUCAGUGAACUUUCCAAAUGUAGACAAAACAAAAUACGCUAGACAAGGUGGGAUCUUUUUGUGUCGUAAAAUGUAUUAUGCGAGAACUGGGGGUCCUCCCAUUACGACUCGGGAAAGCAUGCAGUUUAUUAGGCUUAAUAUGAAAUAACUUAUGAGGAACUUCACAUGGUGGUGAAAGUGCAAGGUGAUGAUCUUGCUGCUUUCCAAUAAAUAUCGAGGGUCUUAUUCUAGUGACAUGAUGAUUGAUGUUUGGCUGCCGUUUGACAAAUAAAAAUAAUAUUUCUCUUAAUAAUUUAAUCAUGCAGGCCAGUUGUCACCAACCGGUUGAUCUUCAAGGCAUUCCUAGUCUAUCACCAAACAUUUCUGUAAAAAAUCCAACAUUAAAGGCUUGCGCUCCUUUUAAAUUCAUGUUGAGCUGUUGGUGAGAGGUGCGCUUGAUUUGAGAAGCACUGCGCACCGGGUAAGCAAAGUUCCCAUUUUGAACCAUUUCAGUUGUCUGAAAAGUUAAACUGGGGGACCGGGAGCUCUGUGGCUAAAUCGAGUGGGCCUACUGGGGUGGCCAAUCUGAUAUAUCAAAUCACAGUGCCUACAGAGCUUCCACGACCCCAGGCCAUAGCAAAGUUUGACACUAGCCUAACUUAGAUGUAAAACCAUUACCACAGAGAGACUGUCAAAGAAUAAAGCAAAGAGCUGCUCAUUUUAUGAGCGAGUUCAUGUUAAAAAAUAUGUAUUCAGCACUAUGCUCAGCUGUGCCUUGCAAGAGCUACACCAACUGAUCUAUAUUGUAAUCAAAUCUCAACUUUUUAAAUAUUGGCAGGCUAGGCAUAUAGCCAAUAUGCUGUGAUAAUAUAUUAGGCCUACUGCACAAACAUCAUUCUUACAACUGUUUUUAUUGGGUUAAUGUUACAUUUUCUUCAGUCAUGUUUAAAAAUAAUAAUCCUGAGCGGUAUAUCUCGUGUUGCGUUUUGACUGAAAGUGAUCUUGACUCAAAGGUUGGUGACCACUGAUCUGAGCUGUUGACUAAAGCGCACAAGCCAAUACGAGAGUGGCCACAUUCGCAUGUAACGCAACAUGUUUUUGUGACAAAACCAUCAGUAGGUUCAAGUGUUGAAAAUGCCAUGGAAACCCAUUUAACUUUUUUUAUUUGGUACAUGUGAAUCCGCAAAAGGUAUUUUUAUGUGCACUACGUCAUCACGCACAGCCUUUUAUCCACAAGUCCAUUUGACGGAAACUCAUCUCUGAUUUUUUUAUAUUCACAUGGAAAUCUGACGCCAAUUGGAUGGAAACCUAGCUAUUGAAGUCGUUUGCGGUGAUAUCAAAAUGGGGGGUGUUGUACAAAGUAAUCAGCGAUUGGCUCAUCUCUAAUUAAACCUCUACUUUAACCGUGUGUGUUCUGGCUCUGGCCCAACCCAUCUGUUUCCGGGACCAAUCAGAACGGUUAGAAUGUUUUUCCGUUCUAGAAAUCGUUGUGGAAGUACUCAGAUUUAGACUCAUUGCGGAGAAGAAAUUAACACCCGUGGGUGUGGUGCAGCUUUCGGCUGGAGCAAGGAGCUAGGGUAGCCAGGCAACCCCUGGGGGAAAAAAUAUAUAUAUGUAUCCUUCAUCAGCACUCCUAAUCCUACAAUGCUUUAUGAAUACGGGCCCUCAUUUUUUAUAUUAGAAGUCUGGACUAAAGGCAGGACCACUCAAGCAGAGGGAAUGUAAAGUACAACUGCAGCUCUGGACCAGAGAUUAGGGUGCUGAUCUAGGAUCUUUUAUUUUUUUUGAUCAUGGUGAAUAACAUAUGAACAAAGGGUGAACCUGAUCCUAGGUCAGUAAUCCUAGUCUAAGAAGCUUUAUGAAUAAGUGCUCUGGUUCUGUCUGAACUGACAUGUGGAUUUGGCACCUGAUGUCAGUGAAGGAACAUCUACGGCUCCCCAGAGAGAUCGGGGCUGUUGUGUUGCUGUGUGCAAUCGCUUUUAUACAUGGUGUUAAUUUGUGUGUUUUUGUGUGCGGUAUGUUACUAAGCCUGUGGGAAUUAGCCAGAAAGGAGAACAAAGGGGUGAAAUGAUUGUUACCGAAUGGAGUAAGACAUUAAGUGAAAGCACACAGUGUAGUCUAGUGUUAAAGCUGUUUUUUUUGGUAUCUUAUCCUCAGCUGGGGAAAAAAGGUGUUGCAAUUGAUGCAAACGCUUAGUAAGUCUGACCCUUAGUCUUUGGAAUUAAUUUCAGUAUUUUUUUCAAUGUGUAAAGGUAGUUUUUUUUUUGUGUCGUACUACUAGAUUACAUGUAAUGUAACACGUUCUGUUUGACCUUUUUUAUAGUGCGAUGUCAUUCAGAUAGCUAAAUAGCUACCUUUCUAUGCCAUUUAAGCGCUAAUAAAGCUAUAUCUUUCCA
This is a messenger RNA of Salmo salar (Atlantic salmon), 5714 nucleotides long. RefSeq names its product abhydrolase domain containing 11 (gene abhd11). Gene Ontology annotation, molecular function: carboxylic ester hydrolase activity. Gene Ontology annotation, cellular component: mitochondrion. Lineage: Eukaryota; Metazoa; Chordata; Actinopteri; Salmoniformes; Salmonidae. Gene Ontology annotation, biological process: lipid metabolic process. The record is from RefSeq and is a predicted model, not a curated record.